Molecule: messenger RNA, 1995 nt
Organism: Amaranthus tricolor (Joseph's coat)
Lineage: Eukaryota; Viridiplantae; Streptophyta; Magnoliopsida; Caryophyllales; Amaranthaceae
Exons: 3
Coding region: 1-1995 (664 amino acids)
Molecular function (GO): nucleic acid binding; zinc ion binding
Source: RefSeq, a predicted model, not a curated record
AUGACUUGUGUAGUUUUGGCGGAUAGCUGCUGCAUUUAUGCAUUUAUAUCGUCCUUGAUUACAUCCUCGAGUGAAAAAUUAGAAGUCCUUACCAAUUUGGUUCAACAGUUAGCCCUGACAGUGGCUAAUAAUGUCGGUAAUCAGGGGGAAAAACCACAACAGCACCCUCAGAACAACAGAGCCAAUGAAGACAAAACCUUGAGGAUAGAAAUACCUGAAUUUGAUGGACACUCUGCAGACCCAGAAAUGUACUUGGACUGGAAAGCCAGCCUUGAAAGAUAUUUUGACUUUAAAGAUACACCACAAGAGCAACAGUUUAAGCUAGCUAAAAUCAAAUUAACUAAACUAGCAGUUGUGUGGUUGGAAGGGGUUCAAAAGCAGAGAAGGAGGGAGGACAGGGAGAGAAUCAACACUUGGGAGAAACUAAGGAAACAUUUAAGAAGGAAGUAUGUCCCACGAAAUUAUAUACAACAGCUAUACAUGCAAUGGGGCACUUUGAGGCAGGAUAAUAGGUCUGUGUCAGAGUACAUACAGGAAUGGAAAAGGUUAUCAGGAGUGUGUGACACCAAUGUGACUGAAGAGAUGAAGGUUAGGAAGUUUAUAGGGGGAUUAAGGGAAGACUUGAGAAGGAAAUUGGAGUUGACUCCAAACCUCACCUUUAGCCUAGCUUGCAGCAAUGCCUUGACCCUUGAAAAAUAUUCUAAGAAUAAACCCAACACAGGUAGUGCCUACAAUAGACCAAUGAGGAGCAAUAAUUUGAGAAAUGUAGGAGCACAGACACACACUAUUAAACAGGUUGCUGCACAAGACAGGACUCCACCCUUGUCCAACACAACUAAGGACAGAAACCCUAGAGAUCUGAGAGGGGUGGUUUGCUUCAAAUGCCAUGGACAUGGUAACAUAAAGAGUGAGUGUCCUAAUGCUAGGGCCUUCACUGUGCAGGAGUGGACAGAAAUUAGGGAAGGAGGCAGACCUAGGGCUAUGUUAGUCAGCAAAAAUGGAACGGAAAAGGUGGUUUGGCCUUCCACAUUAAGGGAGGAUCCUGAUGGUUCCUACUUUGUUAAUGGUGAAGGGGUUUUAGAGACCUUUCAAGGCACUGAUGAGAGUGAGGAAGAGGAGGAUAGGGAGACCAAGUGUAAAAUUAAGGACAAAGUUUGUGACUUAAUCAUAGAUGGAGGUAGUGAGACCAAUUGUGUGAGCAAGGAUUUGGUUCAGACCCUAGACGUGGAAACUAAAUCACAUCCUCACCCUUAUAAAUUGAAAUGGCUAGAUAGCGAAGCUAAUGGUUAUGUGAAGAAGAGAUGCUUGGUUCAAUUUGCUAUAGGUUCAUACAAGGAUAAGGUGCUUUGUGAUAUGUUAGAUAUGACUGCCUGUCAUGUGCUCCUAGGCAGACCCUGGCAGCAUGACAGAAAGACACUACAUGAUGGAUACACCAAUGUUUUUACCCUGAGACAUGAAGGGAAGCUUAAGGAUCUUAUGCCCCUGCCACCUCACAAAGCCUUACCCCCACAGAAACCAAAGAGCAGUGUGUCUUUGAUGAGCAGGAAAGUGAGUAUAAAGGAAGUUAGGAAAGAAGGGAAAGCCUUCCUGUUGUUUAGCAAGGAAGUCAAGCAGGAGAGUAACACCCUAGAUCCUAGGAUCACUGACCUACUAGAGCAAUAUGAUGAUGUUUUUCUAGCAGAAUUACCAGCAGGGCUAACCCUAAUAAGGGGUAUUGAACACCAAAUUGACCUUAUACUAGGGGCUGCACUUCCUAACAAACCUGCAUAUAGAGCUAAACCUGAUGAGACAAAGGAGUUGCAAAGACAAAUACAGGAACUAAUGGAUAGGGGAUAUGUUAGAGAGAGUAUGAGCCCAUGUGCUGUUCCAACAUUAUUUGUGCCAAAGAAGGAUGGGACUUGGAGGAUGUGUGUGGAUAGUAGGAGUGUGAACAACAUCACAAUAAAAUAUAGAUUCUGUAACGGACAGUUCUUUUCUAAUGAAGGUUUAUUAUAA